AUGCCCACCAACGACCACUCCAACGACAGCACGUUCGAGGCCCGGAUAUACCAGCCGGGCGCAGCAUCCCCCCACGCACACCCCAGCCCACCGGCCAGCUUCCUCAGCCCCCGCCGCCCCACACGAACACCACCCUCCAUCCAGAUCGCCAUCCUCCUCCUCGUCUCCCUCUCCACCCUCUCCGUCCUCAUCGACUACUGGACCCAGGCCCAGAUCUACAAGCUGCGCUACCCCUGGACGGUCUCCCCCUCCUCGACAUCGUGGAAGGCCACCGCGCGCGCCUAUCUGGGGCUGCCCGCAUGCGACCCCUUUGCCGAGCCGGGCACGCUGGCCUUCAACGAGAGCUUCUACAACGAUGCCGCCUGGAUCCCGCUGACGCCGAGCUGCUCGCCGGCGCCCGACUACCUCUCGGCCCUGCGUCUGCUGCGCGACGUGCCCAUCAGUCUGUCGCUCGCCCAGCGGGAAGCGCUCAUCCGCCGCCCCACCGCCCCCCGGCCCCCCGCCGCAGUCGGCGAGGAGGCCCAGAACGGCUUCGACCGACAAGCCUUCGACCUCUGGGGCCGCCCCUACCCCGACCUCGCCUUCCUCCGCGGCAAAACUAUCCUCCUCCUCGGUGACUCCGUCGACCGCAACUCCCUCGAACAUCUCCACCAGCUCCUCCACGCCGACGUCCGCUCCCUCCACUACACCGACAUCCACCAUCCGCCCCCCGCCGACUGGGACCCCCGCUCAACCCCCUGGGAAGUCAACCUCGGCAUCCUCAACCCCCGCCCCUACAGCAACGCCUCCGAACCCGAUAACCACCGCGCGUUUGCCGGCCUGAACUGCAAGCUGCUCAACGGAUUCUUCUACGGCCUGGACGAUAUCGACGAGUUUGCCGUCCAAGCCGACUGGCACGGGCCAGGGCUAGCAGAGAGCCGGGUGCGGGAGCUCUACGAGCCGAUGAUGCGGGCGUACGGAAACGAAGAUGGGGAAGGCCCGGCGCUGAUCAUGCUGCAGUCGGGGCUGUGGGAUCUCGCGUUUUUCGGGCGGCGGAACCGGCAGAACAACGAGACGACGGACACGCCGCUGGGCGCCGAGCAGCUCGACUGGUGGCAGGCCCGCUUCCGCUCGCUCAUCCGGACCAUCAAGUACACCUGGCCCGACACCCCGCUCUGGAUCAGGACCACCCAUCGCAUCGGCGACCAGUUCUGGGCCGCCCACGACUGGCAGGCCGGCCUCAAACACGGCCUCGGCAAGGGCUUCGUCAACUUCUUCCCCGACCAUCGCGUCCACCAAAUCCGCCAGAUGCAGCUCUUCCUCGCCAGGGAAGAAGGCCUGCCCGUCUUCGACUUUUACUCCAUCUGGGAGGGCUACCAGAAGUUCCAGGAUAAAGUCCAUCCCCUCAAAGUUCCGGGCGGCGUGUUGAUGAACCAGGCCCUGUUGCAUCACGUCUGGAUGGAGUCUAUCGGGAGACACAACUGGGAACCGAGCUAUCUGAAACGCAACCGGAUCGGCAAACUGCCCCACACCCUCCGCGAAUUCUACUAA
Molecule: messenger RNA, 1530 nt
Organism: Puccinia triticina
Lineage: Eukaryota; Fungi; Basidiomycota; Pucciniomycetes; Pucciniales; Pucciniaceae
Exons: 4
Coding region: 1-1530 (509 amino acids)
Source: RefSeq, a predicted model, not a curated record